Messenger RNA from Penicillium cinerascens, 1497 nucleotides. Its product is annotated as Calcium/calmodulin-dependent protein kinase. Bases 1 to 1497 code for a protein of 498 amino acids. The record is from RefSeq and is a predicted model, not a curated record. The transcript has 3 exons. Gene Ontology annotation, biological process: protein phosphorylation. Lineage: Eukaryota; Fungi; Ascomycota; Eurotiomycetes; Eurotiales; Aspergillaceae. Gene Ontology annotation, molecular function: protein kinase activity; ATP binding.
AUGUCUACUACUACUCAGACAAUGACAGCCGGUCCAAAUCCCGGCCAAUCCGCAAAUGGAAGCGUGGUAGAGCGCAUUAAAGCCAGAGCCAUAGCGUCACGUGAGAAGUCUAAAGCAAACCCUCCCGGCGGCAGGCGCACUUCUCAGCCGGCCAAGAAAGAUAUGCCGAAUUAUCCUGGCCUGGAACGCUGGAGUUUGAUUGAGAAGAUCGGAGAUGGCGCUUUUAGCACGGUUUACCGUGCGAGCGAUACCAAGUCCGAGUUCAAUGAAGUUGCCGUCAAGGUCAUGCGGAAGUAUGAAAUGAACGACAAGCAGAAACAAAAAUUGGUCAAGGAGGUGGAGAUUGCCCGCAAGCUCAAGCAUGACAACGUGGUUCAACUUAUCGACUCCUCCGAAACGCGCCAGUAUAGCUAUAUGGUCUUGGAGCUUUGCCCCGGAGGCGAACUAUAUCAUCAAAUUACACAACUCACAUCGCUGGACGAGAGCUUGAGUCGAAAUGUGAUAAAGCAAGUUGCGAAAGCUGUCAAGUAUUUGCACGAGACCAUGGGUAUCGUUCACCGAGACAUUAAACCCGAAAACAUUCUAUUUUAUCCCAAGUCUGGAACUGUGGGCCCGGAAGAAAGCAAUAUCGGUGUGGUCAAACUCGCAGAUUUCGGUCUAUCGAAGAUGAUAUGCGGUGUUCCUACGAUGACUCCCUGCGGCACCAUGGGUUAUGCCGCACCCGAGCUGUGCAGGGAACAGAAGUAUACCACCGGUGUGGACAUGUGGGCUCUCGGAUGCCUUCUUUACACCAUGCUAGGAGGCUUCCCUCCCUUCUACGACGAGGACUUCCAAGUCAUGGCCCGUAAAGUUCUCCGAGCAGAGUAUACAUUCGCAUCGCCCAACUGGGAUCCUAUCUCUCCCGAGGCAAAGGACCUUAUUUCCGGCCUUCUGGCCGUCCGCCCUGAAGAACGAUUGAAUAUUAAGGAAUUCCUCGCUCAUCCUUGGAUCCGCCAAACCUCAGAGAGCCAACCCCCGAGUGAAGCUGCAACCCCUAGAAUUGAAACUCCGGGUGCCGGGCCCCUGUCGGCUCCACUUGGAAACGCAGCCAUGGAUCCAUUCCAAGAAGCCAUUUACAGCGCACCCGGCUCGCCUGCUGCUCAUACCCCGAACAUUCGAGACAUUUUCAACGUUGCUCUCUCCGUGCAACAACAAACACCCGACCGCAGACCUCGUGGAUCAAAGCACAUGUCCGCGGGAGUCAGACCCAAUAUGAGGCCUGCGCCCAUGACCCGCUUCUCGGAUAUGAAUAUGGAUAACUGCACACCCUCCUCACUUGCACGGAGCCGGCCGCAUGCCGUCAAUCGUGCGAAUAGAAUCCCAUCAAGCGAGACGACGACUGGGAAUAGAUUCAACAAGGCAGUCAGUUCGCUUUACAAUCUCAACCUCAACAACAGUACGUUGCUUGAGAAGAGGAGGAUGCGCUGCGGUGGUGCCUCAACCCCAACCCGCCACUAA